Molecule: messenger RNA, 1779 nt
Organism: Corylus avellana
Lineage: Eukaryota; Viridiplantae; Streptophyta; Magnoliopsida; Fagales; Betulaceae
Source: RefSeq, a predicted model, not a curated record
UUAGUUUUUCAUUUUCUUUAAAAGAAAUUCUAAGAAAACUAUGUGGUACAGUGGUAGUGCAAUUAACUGAUAUAAAAGUUUUCUUGCAGCAAAACCAAUAGUCAAAGCUUCCAACCAUUCAACAACAAUGGCGUCCGCUUCUCUAGCUUUUCCGUCCUUGCAACCAAAAUUUCAAUCACCCAGAAGAUCAUCACCAAGGCCUUCCACGCGUCGGAUCAUACCCUGUACGAUCUCUGCGUCGGUGUCUGAAACGCCGCCUGUGUCGGUCCAACCGGUUGUGCCGCCUGAACCCACCAAGCUCCCGAUCCGGAAAGUCCCCGGAGGCUAUGGCUUACCUUUUAUCGGUCCAAUCAUCGACCGGCUUGACUACUUUUACAAGCAGGGUCGUGAAGAGUUCUUCAAAUCACGCAUCCAAAAGUACCAGUCAACGGUGUUCAGAGUCAACAUGCCACCUGGCCCUUUCAUAGCGUCUGACUCGCGGGUGGUCGUUUUACUCGACGGCAAGAGCUUUCCGGUGCUCUUCGACGUCACGAAGGUCGAAAAGAAAGACGUUUUCACGGGGACUUACAUGCCAUCCACGGAACUCACCGGAGGUUACCGAGUCUUGUCGUAUCUCGACCCGUCGGAGCCGAGCCACGGCAAGCUCAAGCGGCUCCUGUUCUUCCUCCUCAAGUCCCGUAGAGACCACGUCAUACCGGAGUUCCAUUCCAGCUACGCCGAGCUCUUCGGGGGCCUCGAGAACGAGCUCGCAACCAAAGGAAAAGCCGCUUUCGGAGACGCCAGCGAUCAAGCCGCUUUCAACUUCCUGGCUCGCGCACUCUACGGCGCGAACCCGGCUGAGACCAAGCUGGGGCUCAACGGGCCAAAGCUGGUCCAAAAAUGGGUCCUCUUCCAGCUGGCACCUCUGCUCGCCCUCGGCCUCCCCGUGGCUCUCGAGGAGCUCCUCAUCCACACCGUCCGUCUCCCUUCAUUUCUGAUCAAAGCCGAUUACAAGAUUCUCUACGACUUCUUCUACGAGUCAUCUGGGUUCGUCCUCGACGAGGCGGAGAGAUUAGGUGUCUCCAGAGACGAAGCUUGCCACAACCUCCUCUUCGCCACUUGCUUCAACUCCUUCGGAGGCAUGAAGUUCUUCUUCCCCAGCAUGAUCAAGCUCAUCGGCCGCGCAGGGGUCAAGCUCCACACCCAGCUGGCGCAGGAGAUCCGAUCGGUCAUCAGAUCCAACGGCGGAAAAGUCACGAUGGCCGCCAUGGAACAGAUGCCUCUGAUGAAGUCCGUCGUGUACGAGUCGCUCCGGAUAGAACCGCCGGUGGCGCUCCAAUACGGGAGAGCCAAGCGCGACCUCAUCAUCGAGAGCCACGACGCAGCUUUCAAAGUAAAGGAAGGCGAAAUGAUAUUUGGGUAUCAACCAUUCGCCACCAAGGACCCCAAAAUAUUCGACAGAGCCGAAGAGUUCGUGCCGGACCGGUUUGUCGGAGACGGCGAGAGAUUGCUCAGCCACGUGUUGUGGUCCAAUGGGCCAGAGACCGAGGCAUCAACGGUCGAGAAUAAACAGUGUGCCGGGAAGGAUUUCGUGGUUUUGGUGUCCAGGCUUCUUGUCGUGGAGCUGUUCCUCCGAUAUGAUUCCUUCGAGAUCGAGAUCGGUACGUCGGCGUUGGGGGCCUCCAUUACCCUAACGUCUCUCCAAAGAGCCACGUUUUGAUUGUUGUGAUUACUUUCCUGAAACUUUUUUAAUUUUUGACAAUAAUUUUGUUUUUUUACAAGAAAUAAUAGUCUUAUUGC